Molecule: messenger RNA, 7716 nt
Organism: Drosophila virilis
Lineage: Eukaryota; Metazoa; Arthropoda; Insecta; Diptera; Drosophilidae
Gene: Spn
Product: protein phosphatase 1 regulatory subunit spinophilin
Biological process (GO): neuron projection development; actin filament organization; calcium-mediated signaling
Cellular component (GO): cytoplasm; dendrite; postsynaptic density
Molecular function (GO): actin filament binding
Source: RefSeq, a predicted model, not a curated record
ACAGUUAGUUGUGAACGAGUCGUCGGCGCGUGAUAAUCUAAAGUGAUUUGGACGGGAGUAAAGUUUUCUUUGUUCAUGCAAACAUUUUUAUAUUGCCGCGACGGACGUGUAUUUAAAGAGCGCUCCGAUUUGUUAAAAUUUCUUGAUAAGGAAGUGCAAAAAUCUUAUUUAACAAACCAAUAUAUUUGUGUGCUUGUGAAAUUAAGGGAGACCUACUUCCUGUUAAGGGGCUCCCAGCGAGCUGCGCAAUACAGUUGGAAAAAGUAUUUGCUUAAACGACACACCUACACGCGUUCCUACGGAUACAAAAAAAAAGACAAAAUAGUAAAUUAAAGCCGAUCCGAUAUAAUUUAUUAUAUCAAUACUAGUAAUCUCUUCGAUUCAUUUUGAACCUUAAUUUUAAAUCACAUAAUUUCAUGCAUACAUAACUGUUCUCAGAUCUGAAAAAGAGCGGGUAAAAAGAAUACGCAAAAAGAGUUAAAUAUAUGCAAAUAAACAUGUCGAAAAGAAAAAGUUCUACAAAAUAAUUAUGCAUUGUGCAUGGGCACGAGUACAUCUAUAAAUGUAAAUGCCAAGAAGCAAAAGCUAAGCCGUGAAUGUAGACGCCACUCCUUUUGCGAAAAAAAAAAACAAAUGAAAUGUAAAAAGGUGGCGUCGAAUGUGCGUGGAUAGAGAUUGAGCGAGAGCUGCUGCGCCGGAGUUGAACUUUGCAUAGGAAUACAUACAAACAAAUUUGGGGUGUGUAUGAGUGUCGAAGAAUUUCUACAGUGCAACCAACUAUAAUUACUGUUGUUGCUCCCCCGCACAAAAAACUGUGAUAGAAAUUUGCAUUUACAUAAAAAAUACACAAAAUGCUUGGGCUGACGGUUGGUUGACUAGCUAGCAGCAAAAAUACAAAAAAAAAACUACAACAAAUUCGACGCUCUCCACGCUUGAGUGCUAUCAGUUGAGACGAGGUGGUGGGACAACAGCAGCAGCAGUAGUUGCAACCUUCACGUGGGUCACCACCUGUGAACAGCGCCUCCAAUACAGCGAUGUUAAAAGAGUCAAGUGUUAUUUGCUGUUAAAUGUUGGCUGUAUUCAAAACUAAAAUCAAUUCCAAAGCUACCACCACAACAAACACCAGGACAAAAGAACUUAAAAAUAAGGCCCAAUAUGGAGAAGCCAAUGCAGCAUGCGCCCGCUCCCGUUGGGAAAGUCUCUCAAAUUGCCAACAUCUUCCAGCGAAAACCCAUUGAAAUUCAACCGGUCGAGCAGCUGAGCGCCGUGGCCGCAGCUCACGCAGCCGCCGCCGCUGCAGCUGCAGCUCACCCGCCAGUUCGCACCGAAUCCCACUCGGCCAGAUUUAACAACGCACGAGCACUCUUUGAAAAACUGGGAGUGGAGUCCAACUCGAAUGUGAGCACACGCUUAAUGCGCAGCGGAUCACGUGAGGAUAACCUGUACGAAGGCUCCGAUCGGAGCUCGUCGCGCUCCUCAGAUCGCUCGCAGUCUCCGCCGAAGCGACGUAUGCCCUUUCCGUCCGGCGCUUCCCUCACCCAAAGUAACAACAUUUCAGCAUUGUCGCAAGGUUGCGGCGAUCGUCUCAACAAUACCAAAUUUAUCGUAGAUCCAUUGGCUGCCGCCAAAUAUCCACAGCACAAUUUAUCACGGCUGAAGUUGGAAGAGCUGAACCAAGUUGCAGCGGUGCCGCCAUCGAACGGUUCGGUCAGUUCCCUUUUUGCCGGUUGCGACAAGCCUGAGAAACCCGAACGCAAAUUCAAUUCUCGAGAGCUCAUCGAGAAGCAAAAGAAAUGGACCUCGCACUUCACCAAGACAAAGACAACACGGACUCACAGCGAUCUCAAUCGUUGCGAUAUCAUACGCACCGUGCCCGGCACGGGCCUCAUUAUGGAUGGCGAGAAGACGCCAAAAACAAUGCCUGUAGUCGUGACGGCGAGCCCGGAGCCGCCGAGUGCGCCCUUACGCCACACUGCUGCUUCACCUGCCGCCGUUCCUCUUCCUACAGCUGUCCCACCAGAGAUAAAGCCGCGUAGUGGCAAAAUUGGCAGUCCUGUGAAAUCGCCUCCUUUGCCGCCCAUUCCAGCCAUUAAGCCAAAGAAUCUUAGUCCCGUCAAAUUUACUACGGAGCGCGUGCGUUCGCCCACAAAAUGCUCGGAGGCGGCGCCACCACCGCCGCCAGCCAAAUCUGCAGCCGUUACGGCGGCCAUGCAACGCUCGGCGCUAUUGCAACAGGAGCAGCAAAUAACUGCCCCGGUGCCGCCUGAGAAGCCGCGCAAAAAGUCCAUCGAUCUUGUAGACGAUGCAGCGCCUACCACUUGCUCCUCGCCCGCGUCCUGCGCCUCGCCCACCAGCUUGAUGAGCUGCAUGAUGGAGGCAACCAAGCGAGGUUCUAUCGAUGCGGCGUUUCCCGAAACAUCAUAUACAGGCAAUGGCAAUGGCCUCAGUGGAAGCACCAAUUCAGCAACAUCUGGUUCGCCAGUGGCUAGCGCAUCAUCGGGUCCAUCCUCGCCCGUGCAUACCGAGGAUGAAAAACAAGAAAAUGAGUCAACAGAGAAGUCUGAAACUGAAGCUUGUCCCAACAGCUACAACAGUGUGCCACAACGACGACGGAGUGAAAACGAAGGUCAAAAAUCUGUGGACGAAACAACAGCCCAGCAACAGCAGCAAGAACAUCAAUAUUUAAGCUCCAGCUUCAUCAACGGCUCUCCGCAGCGUGUCACCCAUAAGCGCAGCAGCAUCACGGUGAAUAUGCCUGCAGCCGGUUUGGGUCAACGACCGCCCAGCAUCAUUUCGACGGCCAGCCAGGACGAGGGUCCGAGUGCUGAGAAAGCGCCCGAGCUGAAGAUCAAGCUGCAGUCGCCGAGUGAUGGCGACCCGGAGCAGCUGCACAGCCUCAACUAUGUGGAUGUCGGCUAUCGCCUCAAUCCCGAUGGAAGCGAGUCACACGAAGUCUUCAGCAGCGAAGCGGAUCUCUAUGUUACGGCCAAGGUGAGCGACAUGCAGCGUAAGUUCCACGGCGCCAACGGCUUCUCGCACGAGUCGAGCACAGUGUAUGCGAUAAUCGUGCCAGAACAGCCAGAGCCACAGGUGGGCACAUCCUCACGUGGUCUCCUGCAGUCUCCCACAUCAAGUGUCGAUGGAUCGCCGCUAUAUCGCGGCGUCUUCAAUUCGCCGCCCGUAGGUGUGGUUUCGCCUAUAAGGCGCCGCAACAAUGGGCAGCAAUGUGAGCAGAAUGGAGAAGGGAGCGAAACGUGCAGCCCCAAAUCCACUCCACCAAUGUCGCCAGCUCGUGCCGGACUAGGCAAGGGUAUUGCGCCUAUAGCAUCCCUAGAUCUUCAUGAGGCAAAACUCAACCAGGAGGAGGAGGAGGAAGAUGACGAGCAAUUGGCUGUGGAAUAUUUCGAGGUCAUGGAAGAGGAGGCGCCUGUCUUGCCUGAACGCCGUGCGGCUGCACUUGAGCUCCAAGAUCUGGAGUAUGCGGACACUAGCGCCGGCGAGGAUGAAGAGGACAUAUUACAACAUUUAAAUACUGAUGUCAUAGAUGAUAUGGCCAAAGUGCAUGUAACCCCUGCUUCUGGUUCAGCGUCCGCUUCUGCUCCUGCUUCCGCCGCGGCCAUGCCACGUGACGACAGUUUACCGGAUGCCAUGACGGCCGCCGAGGCUGAGCGAUUGUUGAGUUCAAGCAUUUUGGAAAACAAAAUCAGACAACAGUCGUUGCUAUCCGACGAGCAGGCAAAAGAAGUUGAGCAGAUACUCAACGUGUCUCCCAACGUGGGCGUGGCUGUUGCUGCCGUUGUUGCCACAGCAAUAUCUCCGACUACCAUCAAGAAUCUCACCGAAGAGUCUACAGCGGCCAAGGAGGUGACAAUCCCGGCCCAAGUCUGCCAAACUAAGCAGGACACUCAAAUUUCAAGUGCUCCUGUGACUGUUGGGAAGGAGGAUGGUUCAGAUGAAGAGGAGGACCAGCAGGUCGCAGAAGACUUUGAUUCGGAUGACGUUGAAGCUGUUGACAUUGUUGGCAUUGGACAUGCAGUAUCCACAACUGCUUCUUUGAAUGCAACAUUCGUAAAGGCGGAUACUACAGAGAUUGAGACUACCACAACAACACCAUCGACAGCAACAGUAUCAACUACACGGCACGACGACGAUGAGCCGGAGUGGCUGCGUGAUGUGCUCGAGGCACCAACGCGUAGUUUAGAGAAUCUGUUGGUAAACAUAACGACACGCCAAACGGAACUUCAGAAUAGCUACGAAGCCACGGAAGGGACCGAGGGAAAACAUUCCGACUUAAAUCAGACCUAUAUAAUCGGCGAGUCACUGCACGAAUCAAUCGUGUCCGUGGAGUCCACACAGUCGGAUGCGACGUUCAAUCAAACGACCACCAUCGACGACAGCAUCAUCUCCAGCAAGCACAACUCUACAUAUUCGUUGGCGGAUAUUGAGCAAGCAACUAAUUCGACUGUUUUGAGCACUGGUAUUACUGAGUUGGACGACAGUCAGUAUUAUAUACCAGAAUACCCGCCAGUAAGGAGCAAGGAGGUUCUUGUGGAGGCGGGCGUGCAUUAUUUUGAGGAUGGCAAUUUUUGGAUGGAAGUGCCAGGUCUGCUAGACUUUGACGACGACGACUGCUCCUAUCCUCCAAUCACAGUACGAAAGAAUCCAAAGGUCCGCUUCAGCUCCGGCCCCAUACACGUAUAUUCCACAUUCUCUGUGACAGACUACGAUCGCCGCAAUGAAGAUGUCGAUCCGGUGGCCGCGUCGGCCGAAUAUGAGCUGGAGAAGCGUGUGGAAAAGAUGCACGUCUUUCCUGUUGAAUUAAUGAAAGGUCCCGAGGGUUUAGGUCUCAGCAUUAUUGGCAUGGGCGUUGGCGCCGACGCUGGCUUAGAAAAACUUGGCAUAUUCGUCAAAACAAUCACAGACAACGGCGCCGCAGCACGCGACGGGCGUAUACAAGUCAACGACCAGAUAAUCGAAGUAGACGGUAAAAGCCUGGUUGGCGUUACCCAAGCCUAUGCAGCUUCGGUGCUGCGCAAUACAUCUGGUUUAGUCAAAUUUCAAAUCGGACGCGAACGUGAUCCCGAAAACUCCGAGGUUGCCCAACUCAUACGGCUGAGUCUGCAGGCUGAUCGAGAAAAAGAGGAGCGCAUUAAACGUCAACAAGAAGAGUAUCUGCGUCGCACGCUCGACUACUCCGAGGAUUCGACGCAGCCAGUUUCAGCUAAUUCAAGUGUCUGUGAGGGACCAUCUAGUCCCGUACAGGUUGAACAUCCAAUGGAGGUCGAAGCUACACACUCCCAGGAGGUUGAGUCGCUCAAGCGUCUUCUACAGGAGAGCGAAAUGGGUUGCAUGGUUAAGGAAGAAAUUAUUCAAAAUCUUAAACGGAAGUUGGUUAAGCUCGAGACAACAGGCAAUGAGAAUGAACUGCUGAGCGAACGACUGCGCCAAAGCGAGCGUGAGCUGGGCAACAUUAAGAAGGAGGCGGCCAAUCUUCAAAAUAUGCUGCAGCAGUCGCAGGCGCAGUAUAUGGCACUGGACAAAAAGUACAACAAAGCAAAGAGGCUGGUUCGCGAGUAUCAGCAGCGUGAGCUGGAUAUGUGCCAUCGCGAGGAGUUCUAUCAGCAGUUAUUGCAGGAAAAGGACACUGAGUAUAAUGCGUUAGUCAAAAAGCUCAAGGAUCGUGUUAUCAAUCUGGAGCAUGAACUUCAAGAAACGCAGCGAAAGGCUGGCUUUCCAGUGGGACUGCCCUACGAUAGCGCCACGCUAAAGUUAACGCCCCAAAUGAUGCGUAAGACGCCUCCAAAGCCUCUCUUGCAUAAGCUGGAAACGGAGUUAUCCGACACGGAAAUCUCAGAUCUGUCACCAGACGGUGAUUGCGUCAAAACGGCAACCGUGGAGCGCAAGGUUCCCGUAAAGGACGAACUGGACGCGGCUGUGCCGCAGCACGAGCUGCUAGACAACUCUGUCAACAAAACCAAGAUCGAGCUGGCCUCCCGUGGUGGUCUAGCCAAUCGCCAGCUGCCCUCGACGAACGUAUCUAAUGGUAGUAACAGCAACGCCAACGGAGCCAGCGAAUUGCUGCUUAAUGGCAAUUUAUGCAAGCGCAGCAGAAGCAACAGCCGUAGCUCGGAUUGCACUCUGGAUGACAGUGAGGAGGAGGUGGAAUUGGAGCAGAGUGCACUCAAUUUGGCUACGAGUGUGUCUUCCUGUCAUGAUGGCAUUAAUCUAUCCAAUGGCAACACCCACCUGCUGGCCAACGUGAACAACUUGCUGCAGAAUCAUCCACCUGCGACAAAUACGCCUAUUGGUAGCAGCAUUGUGGCAGCCGGCAAUGGACAUGUAGGGACCACAACGGCCAUACUGCUUAACUCGACGUCGUCAGCUUCUUCCAGUUCAUCAAAUCAGUCCACGGCACGCGAAGCUCAAAUCAAUCAGCUCUACGCUCAGGUGCACAAGGAUCCCAGCAAGCAACAGCAACAACAGCAUCAGGCAACCAGUUUGUUUAAGAAUGCGGUGGGCUCGCCGGCAGAGACUGGGGGAGGAUUGAACGACUUUCAUCGCGGAAGCAUGACAACCUUUGGCACUGCCAGUGGCGGCAGUGCUAGCAAUCGCGAUCUCAACAGCUCAUACGACUCUAUAGUGGGCUCCAAUGAUAAGUUAGCAGAGAACGAUCAAAGCGAGAACUGGAUGUAUCCGAGCCGGCGUCGUGUUGCGCCCAAUGGCAGCAAGCUGCCGGGCUCCACUUUCACUGAGCAGCUCAAUCAAGCACUGUCCGAUCGUGAGAGACGUCUUGGAGACGGCUCCUCGCGCCACUCCAGCGAUGAUUACACAGAGAUCAACAAGAGCCAAAGUGCCGCAGCGGUUAACUGCAAGACGCUAAUCAACGAGAUUCGCCAGGCGGUCAAUGAAGCACAGCCAAAAGUAAAACAAGUUGUUCCGCAAUCGCUCUCCCCGCCCGGUACAGUGCCCUGGCAACAGCAGCAUUUUCAGCAGCAUCAACAACAGCAAUCAGCGCAUGUGACCGGACCGCCAUCACCGACUAGCAUGUCUUCAGGCUGCUCCUCGCCCGGAUACUCGCCUAGCCGGACCCUGGAUCUGUCCGGCUCUAGUUCUAGUUUUUCGGAUAAAAAAGCGGCUGUCGCCUGCUACAAUUAUAAAGGAGGCCCCGUGCACGAAUGGACCAAGGAGCAGGUGGGCCACUGGUUGAUGGGCAUUGAGCUGGAGCGCUAUAUACCUGUCUUCAAAGAACACAACGUGGAAGGCGGCGCUUUGCUUACUCUUGACUCGAAGGACUUUAAAACUUUGGGCGUUUGCGGUGAUGACAAAAAUCGUUUGAAAAAACGACUAAAGGACCUGAAGGCCAGCAUCGAAAAGGAGCGCAAGGACAUGGAACGCGAGCGUCGCGAACGCGAAAAGGCCAUACGCAAGGCUGAAAAGAAGGCAGCCAAAAAAAAGUAGUUGAAUUCUAGAUUUUAAGCAACAAAGUAGCCAAAAACCAAACCAUAUAUGCAUACUAAGGACUCAUAAGAUCUAUGCAUACCACAUCCAAUGCGUUUAAAUAUAUAUUUAUAGAAAUAUACCAUUAACAUAUUAUGUAUUACAUAGUUAUUUAUCUUAUAAAAUAACUUAUAAGAGUAAACGUAUUUUAUUUGUACAACAGACAUCUAUAAUACGUACAACAUUUUAACUUAUUGAAUCUAAUGCAGCAUAGACGUA